Oppiella nova is the source of this 4308-nucleotide messenger RNA. Lineage: Eukaryota; Metazoa; Arthropoda; Arachnida; Sarcoptiformes; Oppiidae. The record is from the annotation of a GenBank genome assembly.
AUGAACGAACCGGAGAAGAGUGAGAGACAGAAACGAAUCGAUGCAUUGGUUUUACCCUUAAAACAAGACAAUCACUACAUUUGCGAUGAAAUUGAGUGCGAUUUCAAGACAACGACUAAACGCGAUAUGUUUAGCCAUAAAAACGGUCACAAAACUGGUAAUCAAUCGUUGAUUGAGAAAAGGGUAGACAAUGAGUACGUCUGCGAUGAGAUGGGAUGUGAUUACAGGACAACCAUUAAACGAGAUAUCGGUCGCCAUAAGAAUAGACACAAAUCAAGUGCUCAUGAGUUGAAUCCCUUCGACGAACUGAGACUUAAAGACAAACUCGAGAAACGCAAACGAAUUAAUGAAAUGGUUUCGCAUUUAAAAGUAAAUAAUGAGUACAUCUGUGAUGACAUGGGAUGUGAUUUCAAGACAACAAUUAAACGCGUUAUCUAUCGCCAUAUGAAUGGACACAAAUCUGUUGCAUCUGAUGGACAGGAUCUGUGCGAUGAAGAGGACGACGAGGAGGUGUUUGAACUGCAGAAACAAAUUAACGAAAUGGUUCUGCACUUAAAAACGGACAACGAGUUUGUGUGCGAUUACAUGGACUGCCACUUCAGGACUUGUAUUAAACGUGAGAUCUAUAAGCAUAUGAUUGGACACAACUCUACCAAAUCUGGUGACAGACGUGUCACUGAACAACAGAAACGAAUCGAUGCAUUGGUUUUGCACCUAAAACGAGAUAAGCAUUACAUCUGCGACCAAAUGGGAUGCGCUUAUAGGACUACUUUUAAGCGCAAUAUGUUUCAGCACACAAUUGGCCACAAAAAGAGUGCUGGGUUUCGGCCCAAAGAUUUUAAGGCGAAAAUACCGGACGAACGGACGCCUAAAGAGAGGGCCGAAGACAACAAACGCAUCGAGAAUUUGAUGCGAGAGUUCUUAGAGGACGGCAAAUACGUGUGCAGUGAAGACGACUGCGACUUCUUGAGCACAAAAGCGACGAAAUUCUAUAAGCAUUAUAAGAGGCACCAGAUGUGGGCCAAAGGGCGCAACCCGAUCUACAUGGAUGAGAGCGCCGGUAUGUAUAAGUUGCGAACGGAGGCCACUAUUGACGGCAAUUACGAGUGUUAUUACUUCGGCUGUAAGUUCACGACAACACACAGACAAGUGUUUUACGUUCACUAUAAGUCACACUACAAGCCCUCUACGGGGACUAAUAGUAACAGUAUUUAUGUCUGCAAUCACCCGGAUUGUGAGGCCAAGUUAGUGACCCCGUUAGCCGUGUAUAGGCAUCAGCUCCGAGUGCACCCGAAGCGGCUAUUGUCGUGCGAUUGGCCCGGAUGUGAGUCGCAGUUUAAAGCCAUGCGUUAUCUCAUACAACACAAGAAUACCAUUCAUUUGGGUUUAAAACUUUUCCAGUGCGAAUGGCCCGGCUGUUCAUACAAUGGCACCACUUCUGAGAACCUUAAACACCACAAAAUGGGUAUUCAUACAAAGGUAAAGACUCACGUAUGCGAUUGGCCCGGAUGUGAGUACAGGGCCAGCAUUAAGUGGGCGUUAGUGGCCCACAAGCGCACCCAUACGGGGGAGAAGCCGUACGCCUGCAACUGGCCUGGCUGUACGUAUAGGUGCACUCAGCCGUGUACUCUCAUAUCCCAUAAACGCAAACACACGGGAGAGAAGCCAUACGUGUGUCCCGAGAAAGGCUGCGGCAAAAGGUUCUCGUCGUUGGCCGGCAUUCAUUCACAUCGGAAGCAACACAACAAACAAAUUCUGAGGAAAAGUUGUGGAUCAAGUCAUCACUCCAUGUCUUCACUCGUGAUGAAGCCGUUGGACAUCCGGUUGACCGACAUUUGGGUCGACUGUCAGCGAGAGAUGCUUUCAAUGAGACACGAGUUGACGAGUUUGAGACAACAGCUGAAGACAUCGAAACUGAUCUCAAGUCAUGUGAUGGCAUGUAAUGACACUCUCGUGGCUAUCAUCGAGACGUGUAGAUUGGAUCCCAAAGACAAAGACAUUAUUGUUAUGAUUGAUCGCAUCAAAAGGGAAGAGGAAGUCAUCGAUAGAGAGAAAUCAAAUUUAAAGACUUUGGAGGCCAGGGAUGAGUCACACUAUAAGGACGACAAGAUUGUGGAACUGAUGAGUGAUUGGAAGCGAUUGACACAAACGAAGAGAUCGGUUGAAGACAAGUCCACACAAACGAUGACAACCGAUGGAAAUGUUGGUCACAAAGAGAUACCAUUUAAUGAUAACAUAGAAAAUAGUGAAACAACUGGUAUUGAAAGACAUACUUCAGUUGUUUUCUAUGAUAAUAGUGUCACAAAUCAUAUCAAAACGGAUCCUUCAGUUGCUGUCAAUGAGAGCAUAAGUAGUGAACCAAUGGAUGCCAUAAAUAGUGAUAUUAAAAGAGUUGCCAUCGAUUUGGAUGACAAACAAUACAGUGAUUAUGAAAGUGAGAGUCCAUUCAAUGCCGAAGACAUCAAUGAUAUCGACGACAAUCGGAGUGAUGUUUCUGUAAAGAGUGACCACUUCUUAGAAGAGGACACUAAUGACAGCGACUUUGAAGUGAAGAAGAAGCAGAAGAGUAGGAAAAGGAAAGCAAAGACUUCUAAAGUGAUGAACGAAUCCGUGAAGAGUGAGCGACAGAUUAAAAUUGAUUCAUUGGUUUUGUCCUUAAAACAUGACAAUCAGUACAUCUGUGACCAACUGGGAUGUGAUUACAAGACUGGUGUCAAACGCCAAAUAUACAGUCAUAUAAUUAGUCAUAAAUCUGAUGAUCAGAGUGAGAGUCCAUUCAAUGCCAUCAAUGACUACGACAUCGAUGACAAUGUCUCCGUAAAGAGUAACCACUUCUUGGAUGAGGACUCGAAUGACAGCGACUUUGAGGUGAAGAAGAAGCGGAAGAGUAGGAAAAGGAAAGCAAAGGUUUCUCAAGUGAUUAGUGAAUCGGAAAAGAGUGAGCGACAGAAAGUCAUCGAUGCAUUGGUUUUGCACUUAAAAGUAGAUAAUCAGUUCAUCUGUGACCAAAUGGGAUGCGUUUACAAGACUGGUGUUAAACGCGAGAUAUAUAGCCAUAUGAUUAGACAUAAAACUGGUGGACAUUCUUCCAGUAAAAGGCAGAAUCUAUUCAAUGAUUCGGUUUCGCACUUAAAGAUAGAGAAUCAGUACGUCUGCGAUGAGAUGGGAUGUGAUUUCAAGACAACUAUCAAACGCCUGAUGUCUAGCCAUAAGAAUAGACACAAUUCAAGUGCUCGUGAGUUGAAUUCUAUCGACGAACAAAGACUUAAAGACAAACUCGAAAAACGCAAACGAAUUGAUGAAAUGGUUUCGCAUUUAAAAGUAGAUAAUGAGUACAUCUGUGAUGAGAUGGGAUGUGAUUUCAAGAUUAAAAAUAAAUACCAAAUGUAUUUCCAUAUAAAUCGACACAAAUCUGGUGAUCGGGAAGUGUCGGAGCGAUCGAAAAGGAUCGAUGAAACUGUCCUACACUUGAAAGUGGACAAUGAGUUUGUUUGCGAUCACCCGGACUGUGAUUACAAAACAGUUGCAAAGCGUGAGAUGUAUCAGCAUAUGAUUGGACACAAAACUGGCAAAACUCCGGACCAUAAGCCCGGUUCUGGCGAUCGAACCACUAGUGCCCGACAGAAACGAAUCGAUGCUUUAGUUUUACAUUUAAGAAAAGAUGAUCACUAUAUCUGUGACCAAAUGGGAUGUGAUUACAAGACUGGUGUCAAACGCCAAAUAUACAGUCAUAUGAUUGGACACAAAUCUAGUGGUCUAAACGACGCCAAUGAAGACCAACUAAGCGGUAAAGUGGAGGCAGAAAAGCGGCAGAAGUUUGAGAAUUUAAUGAAUGAAUUCAAAGUGAAUGACAAAUACGUGUGCAAUGAAGAGGACUGCGAUUAUGUGACCACAUAUUUAAAACAAUUUUCCACUCAUUACAAGAAACACCAACUGCUGCUCAAAUGGCGUGACCCGGUCUAUAUCGAUGAGCAGACCGGGAGGUAUCGCAUGAGGAAUGAGGUGACAAAUGACGGCACUUUUGACUGCCCUUAUAUUGACUGUACGUUCACAACGGGUGAGAGACAAGUGUUUUACACUCACUAUAACGCCCACUACGAUGGCGUCGAUGGCACCGAUGGGUAUGUUUGCAAUUACCCGAAAUGUGGGCGCAAGUGUCAGUCCCCGUGGAGUGUCUAUAGGCAUCAGUUCACUGUCCACCCGAGACGGCUGUUGGCGUGCGAUUGGCCCGGAUGUGAGGCCAAGUAUAAAGCCAUGCGUUAUCUCAUAAAACACAAGAAUGCGCUCCAUUUGGGUUUGAGACCAUAC